GAGACGCGACCAGGACGCGGGGAGGACGGACCAGCAGGACAGACCGACCGGGGGCCCGGCGGGCGGAGGGCAGCACAGCGCAGCCACGUCCCCCCUGGAUCCGCCGGCAGCCGGGCCCGGGGCUUCCGACAUGCCCCCCAGGAGAGUGUGCUGGGCAGACGAUGCUGGACACGAUGGAGGCGCCCGGCCACUCGAGGCAGCUGUUGCUGCAGCUCAACAACCAGCGCACCAAGGGCUUCUUGUGCGACGUGAUCAUCGUGGUGCAGAACGCCCUCUUCCGCGCGCACAAGAACGUGCUGGCGGCCAGCAGCGCCUACCUCAAGUCCCUGGUGGUGCAUGACAACCUGCUAAACCUGGACCAUGACAUGGUGAGCCCGGCAGUAUUUCGCCUGGUUCUGGACUUCAUUUACACCGGUCGCCUGGCUGACGGUGCAGAGGCUGCGGCGGCAGCGGCCGUGGCCCCGGGGGCCGAGCCGAGCCUGGGCGCUGUGCUGGCUGCCGCCAGCUACCUGCAAAUCCCUGACCUCGUGGCGCUGUGUAAGAAGCGCCUCAAGCGCCACGGCAAGUACUGCCACCUGCGGGGAGGCGGCAGUGGCGGCGGCGGCUAUGCGCCCUACGGGAGGCCGGGCCGAGGCCUGAGGGCGGCCACGCCGGUCAUCCAAGCCUGCUACUCGUCCCCGGCAGGGCCUCCGCCGCCGCCUUCCUCUGAGCCGCCGUCGGGCCCCGAGGCAGCGGUCAACACUCACUGCGCGGAGCUGUACGCUUCGGGCCCGGGCCCAGCCACCGCACUCUGUAUCCCAGAGCGCCGCUGUUCCCCGCUCUGCGGCCUGGAUCUGUCCAAGAAGAGCCCACCGGGCUCUGCGGCUUCUGAGCGGCCACUGAGUGAACGUGAGCUGCCCCCGCGUCCGGACAGCCCUCCCAGCGCCGGCCCCGCCACCUACAAGGAGCCACCACUCACCCUGCCGCCGCUGCCGCCGCUGCCGCCGCUGCCCUUCCAGAAGCUGGAAGAGGCCAUACCGCCUCCGGACCCGUUCCGUGGGAGCGGUGGCAGCCCCGGACCCGAGCACCCCGGCCGCCCCGACGGGCCCAGCCUCCUCUACCGCUGGAUGAAGCACGAGCCGGGCCUGGGUAGCUACGGCGACGAGCUGGGCAGGGAGCGCGGUUCUCCAGGCGAACGCUGCGAGGAGCGCGGCGGGGACGUGGCAGCCUCGCCCGGGGGCCCCCCGCUCGGCCUGGUGCCGCCGCCGCGCUACCCGGGCAGCCUGGACGGGCCCGGCGCGGGAGGUGACGGCGACGACUACAAGAGCAGCAGCGAGGAGACUGGCAGCAGCGAGGAUCCCAGCCCACCUGGAGGCCACCUCGAAGGCUACCCAUGCCCGCACCUGGCUUACGGAGAGCCAGAAAGCUUUGGUGACAACCUGUACGUGUGCAUCCCGUGCGGCAAGGGCUUCCCCAGCUCGGAGCAGCUGAAUGCGCACGUGGAAGCUCACGUGGAGGAGGAGGAGGCGCUGUAUGGCCGGGCUGAGGCGGCUGAGGUGGCUGCUGGGGCAGCCGGCUUAGGGUCCCCUUUUGGCGGCGGUGGGGACAAGGUCGCUGGGGCUCCAGGUGGCCUGGGAGAGCUGCUGCGGCCGUACAGAUGCGCGUCCUGCGACAAGAGCUACAAGGAUCCAGCCACGUUGCGGCAGCACGAGAAGACGCACUGGCUGACCCGGCCCUAUCCAUGCACCAUCUGUGGGAAGAAGUUCACCCAGCGGGGGACCAUGACGCGCCACAUGCGCAGCCACCUGGGCCUCAAGCCCUUUGCAUGCGACGCGUGCGGCAUGCGCUUCACACGCCAGUACCGCCUCACAGAGCACAUGCGCAUCCACUCCGGCGAGAAGCCCUAUGAGUGUCAGGUGUGCGGUGGCAAGUUCGCACAGCAACGCAACCUCAUCAGUCAUAUGAAGAUGCACGCUGUUGGUGGAGCGGCCGGCGCUGCCGGCGCGCUUGCAGGCCUAGGGGGGAUACCGGGCGUCCCUGGCCCCGACGGCAAAGGCAAACUCGACUUCCCAGAAGGCGUCUUUGCUGUGGCUCGCCUCACGGCUGAGCAGCUGAGCUUGAAGCAGCAGGACAAGGCAGCUGCGGCCGAGCUGCUGGCGCAGACCACGCACUUCCUGCACGACCCCAAGGUGGCGCUCGAGAGCCUCUACCCGCUGGCCAAAUUCACCGCGGAGCUGGGCCUUAGUCCCGACAAGGCGGCGGAGGUGCUGAGCCAGGGCGCUCACCUGGCUGCUGGACCCGACGGCAGGACCAUCGACCGUUUCUCCCCGACCUAGCGCGCCCCUUGCUGGCCCGCCUUCGCCUUGCCGUUGCUUCACGGCCCGGCCCAUACCCCUGAGGAGAAGCGCGGCACACCGUGCCUGGGACGACUAGUAGCAGCGGCGUCGUCGCCUCAGUGGCGGCCCCACCUCUUUGCGGCCUCACCUGGCCUCACUGCUUUGUGC
This is a messenger RNA of Marmota flaviventris (yellow-bellied marmot), 2483 nucleotides long. NCBI's taxonomy places the organism in Eukaryota, Metazoa, Chordata, Mammalia, Rodentia, Sciuridae. The record is from RefSeq and is a predicted model, not a curated record.